Molecule: messenger RNA, 1461 nt
Organism: Acomys russatus (golden spiny mouse)
Lineage: Eukaryota; Metazoa; Chordata; Mammalia; Rodentia; Muridae
Gene: Amt
Product: aminomethyltransferase
Exons: 9
Coding region: 109-1455 (448 amino acids)
Biological process (GO): glycine catabolic process
Cellular component (GO): mitochondrion
Molecular function (GO): protein binding; aminomethyltransferase activity
Source: RefSeq, a predicted model, not a curated record
UCUAGGCAGCCUAUUCAGCUCUGAACUGACUGACUUGCUUUGAUUGGCUAGAGGAAGAUCCUGAGGUCAUCGCGUGUCAGCUCUCAGUUUUAAAUCUCAGCCUGCCCUAUGGGCUUCCCGCCCCCCUUUCCCAGCCUCUUCGGACCAGAAAGACCUGUCCAAGCAGGGGUUCGGACUACAUCUCCCAGCGUGCCUGGCAGAGUAGUGGCCUCUGUGUGCCGGCAGCACCAGUUGCGGGUGACAAUGCAGCGGACACUGAGUGUGGUGGCCCCUCUGAGUUUUCGCCUGCAGACACAACCUUUGGUCCAGAGUCGCCCGCUCAGUUCUGUACAGGAUGUGCUGCGCAGGACUCCACUCUAUGACUUCCACCUAGCCCACGGAGGGAAGAUGGUGGCGUUUGCAGGGUGGAGUCUGCCUGUGCAAUACCGAGAUAGUCACGUGGAUUCGCACCUGCAUACACGCCGGCACUGUUCUCUCUUCGAUGUGUCUCACAUGCUGCAGACCAAGAUAUUUGGCUGUGACCGAGUAAAGCUGAUGGAGAGCAUGGUGGUUGGAGACAUUGCAGAGCUAAAGCCUAACCAGGGAACACUGUCACUGUUUACCAAUGAAGCCGGAGGCAUCUUAGACGACUUGAUUGUGACCAAUACUUCUGAAGGGCACCUGUACGUAGUGUCCAACGCUGGCUGCCGGGACAAGGACUUGGCUCUCAUGCAGGACAAGGUCAAGGAGUUCCAGAACAAGGGCAGGGACGUAGGCUUAGAGGUGGUAGAUAACGCCCUGUUAGCUCUGCAAGGACCUACUGCAGUGCAGGUGCUGCAGGCUGGUGUGACAGACGAUCUGAGGAAACUGCCCUUCAUGACCAGUGCCGUGAUGGAGGUGUUCGGUGUAUCUGGCUGUCGUGUGACCCGCUGUGGCUACACAGGAGAGGACGGCGUGGAGAUAGCAGUGCCAGCAGUAAGUGCAGUCCACUUGGCCACUGCCUUGCUGAAAAGCCCAGAGGUGAAGCUGGCGGGACUAGCAGCCCGAGAUAGUCUGCGCCUGGAGGCAGGCCUCUGUCUGUACGGGAAUGACAUUGAUGAACAUACCACGCCUGUGGAGGGCAGCCUCAGCUGGACACUGGGGAAGCGUCGUCGAAUUGCUAUGGACUUCCCGGGGGCCAAAAUCAUCAUUCCUCAGCUGAAGGGUGAGGUGCAGCGCAGACGUGUGGGAUUGGUGUGUGAAGGGGCUCCAGUGAGAGCACACAGCCCUAUCUUGAACCCAGAAGGCACCGUGAUGGGUACAGUGACCAGUGGCUGCCCUUCACCCAGCCUGAAGAAGAAUGUAGCAAUGGGUUAUGUGCCGUUCAAGUACAGUCGGCCAGGAACACAGCUGCUGGUGGAGGUUCGACAGAAGCAGCAAAUGACGGUGGUUAGCAAAAUGCCCUUUGUGCCCACGAACUACUAUACUCUCAAGUGAAGAUGU